Papilio polytes (common Mormon) is the source of this 3535-nucleotide messenger RNA. Its product is annotated as palmitoyltransferase ZDHHC3. Gene Ontology annotation, molecular function: protein-cysteine S-palmitoyltransferase activity. Lineage: Eukaryota; Metazoa; Arthropoda; Insecta; Lepidoptera; Papilionidae. The record is from RefSeq and is a predicted model, not a curated record. The coding region runs from base 394 to 1320 and encodes 308 amino acids. Gene Ontology annotation, cellular component: Golgi apparatus; endoplasmic reticulum. The transcript is spliced from 7 exons. Gene Ontology annotation, biological process: protein targeting to membrane; peptidyl-L-cysteine S-palmitoylation.
ACCAAACACAUCACUAUUACUAAAAUACCUUCGGGCGUGAGAGAGCCUUUUUAUACCGCUUUAUUGAUUUUGAAUGACUUUAGUCUGAAACAAAAAAUUGUGCAAAAUCUCAUAAACUUCACCACUAUUUCCACGCGUUAACAAUAUAUUUUACACUAAUUUACAUUACUAUGAAACUUGUAAGACGAAUAAGUACGUUGCGACCGUGACCCUCAAAUUAGGUUGACUACGUUUUGUAAGAAUUCCUCAGGUUUUUAAUGAAAUAAUAAAAGUUUAAAAACAAUACAAAACAGAAUUUGCUGGAGCUAUUAAUGUUUUAUUUAAUGAAAUAACAAUCUUAUAGUACAUAAGGUGUUAGGAAAAAAGUAUUUUCUGAUUUAAAGAAAGUACUAAAUGAUACGGGAAUUUAACGACUCGUCAGAUGAAGAUGAAAUGGAAAAUCACUACCAAACAGACCCGGAAUGUCUAGUUCUCACCCGACCAGAUCGUGAUAUGCACAAUCGUUGCUGCGGUGGCAAAGCUUGGUGUAUAAAAGACAUCUGUGGAAUAAUAUGUGCGGUGUUAACAUGGCUGUUGAUAUUGUAUGCGGAGUUUGUGGUGAUGAUGGUGAUGCUUCUACCAGGUGUAUCGACAUACCCUUUCUACAGCUAUUCCAAUAUUAUACUGUUCCAGACAUUAGCAUUCUUGGCUUUUGCAUCUCAUCUUAGGACAAUGUUCACUGACCCGGGUGCGGUACCAAAAGGGAAUGCAACCAAAGAAAUGAUAAAGCAAAUGAGUUUCCGUGAAGGGCAGGUGAUCUUUAAAUGUACAAAGUGUUGCAGUAUAAAACCAGAAAGGGCCCAUCAUUGCUCGGUGUGUCAGAGAUGCAUUAGGAAGAUGGACCAUCAUUGCCCGUGGGUUAAUAACUGUGUCGGUGAAAAUAAUCAAAAGUAUUUCGUACUAUUCACGUUCUAUAUAGCUGCAAUAUCUAUCCAUUCACUAACUCUGUCUGUAUAUCAAUUUGUGACAUGUAUAAGACAUGAGUGGCGUGACUGUAGUACAUAUUCUCCGCCGGCUACAGUCGUACUUUUACUGUUUCUGAUCGCUGAAGCUCUACUGUUUGCUAUAUUCACUGCGGUUAUGCUCGGAACUCAGUUACAUGCUAUAUGGAAUGAUGAAACGGGUAUUGAACAGUUGAAGAAAGAACAAGCGAGAUGGGUUCGUAAAUCAAGAUGGAUGAGCAUUCAGGCUGUUUUUGGUAGAUUUUCUUUAUUAUGGUUUUCACCGUUCACUCAACCUUCGGUCAAAACGAAACUAGAAAGUUAUUUAUAUAGUGUGUGAAAGCUUCAAAAACGCAAGGAAAUUCACUUAAUUUAUAAAGUCGGCUACACAUUAUAACUGUAUCAGGUGUAGUUGGUUUUUUUUAAUCUAAGGGAGUACUGAGGUGUGUUCUCACGUUUAAUAUCAAACAAAAGCAAUAUUUACUCGCAUUUUUAAAUGUGUUGUGUUUAAAUGAAAUGGUGUUUCGCAUAAUUAUAAUUGAUAUACCAAAUGUUUGCAUUUAUUAGUAACUUUCUCUCUUUGUGUUCCGAUUUAUACACACAAAUAUAUAUACAUAUUAUUAGCAAUAUAAUCCAGUUUACAACCGUUUUCAUGUUAAUAUCGUAUUUGCAAUAGUGCCUUAAAAUAAUAGAAUAAUAGAACAAGUUAAUAUAUAACCAAUUAACCAUACAUAAAGAAAUAUUUUUACUAACAAUUUCAUUUCUAGAACCAAACAGAAUACAACCAACAAUAUUUUUUCCAAAUUGCCUUUUAUGUUAUAAAAUGAAAUAGAUAAAUAUAUGAUUAUCAACAUAAUUUGAACUAUAAUUCACGGUUUUAUAUGUAUUUUAAUAAUUGUAAUAUUAAUAUUUUUGUUCUAAUGAAAUAAAUUGACAGAAAAAGUCACAUAAGAAAUGUUAACAGUUUUUGACAUGAAGAAUAUACAUUAUAUCUAUAUUUAUAUAUACAUUAUUGUUAUUGGAACACAAAUGGAGAAAAUGUAGUCGUGAAUUACAAUAUUUAAUGAAUUUUAUUGUUAUGAGUGCUUUACACUAAUUGCUUGUAGUGGGCUGUUCCCUAAUUAGUAUUAGAAUUAGAGUAAGAACGGAUAUGAACAAUUCCUUAUUAAAUUAUUCUAGUAUAUUCAAAUAUUGGGGCACAAAUGAAUUCCGGUAAUCAUCGGUGUGAUGGAUUUUUUAAUUUUGUUUUUUUUGGUUAGUACUAAUUUACACGAUUAUCGAGUGCAGAUGCUUAUAAUAAGACUAGUAUCGAAACCUAUGGAUUAAAAACUAAAUUAAUAAGCUUAUGUUCCCUAUGUUAAAUCUAUGAUAAAUAUUGAGAUCUAAUAUUAACGACGGACAUCUUGGUUUUAACAUUAUCCUGUCAAGGCCUUUCGUUUUUGAACGCGGCCAUUUUGGAUUUUUCAUAGUACACUGCUAAAGCCCUUUAAUUUAAUAUUGUUGAAUUGACUUAAAAAUAUAUUUUUUAGAUUUUUUAACUUUCUUCUUCCAGAUAAUUGAAAACAUCAAACUAAUAAAUUUACUAAAUACCGUUGACAGCUUGCAUUUGCAAUAUUAUAAUCAUCGAUACUCGAUCAAUCGUAAUGUAAAUUAGCUUUCCAGUUAUAGAUUGGCUUUUAAUUAACUCAGCAAUAUGUACGGUCAGAAAAAAAUAUCAAUAAUUAAGAUCGAUCCCAUUUUAAUUACUUUAUAUGUUAGGAAGUACAAAUAUAUACCUAUCGAAAGUAAUUUGAACGGUAGAUUGGGUUUUUAGAUUGCUGUUGCGAUUCUUAAAUCGGUAAUAAGGUAAAUGAAUCAUUUUUUUUUAUCAGAAAUGGAUUGAGAUAGAUUAUUGGGUUUGGCCGUUAGUAAAUUGGUUGUGGUAGGUAUGGCGUUUUGUAAUUAAUUUAAACGUCUUUAAUAUUUCACUCUGUCUCUGUCUCUUUCAUUCUCCGUGAAGUAAUUGAGACACCUAUACGUUUUCAUACAUGUUUCGUUAGUGGAAACACAAAAUUAUAUGAACAUUUCUGCCACAAUUAUAGAACAAACUUAAUUUAUUCCAAUCAAAAGUAACAGUUUAAUAAAGUUUUAAACUCAACAAUGAUCCCUCGUUGAGUUAUAAUGCUUUUUUUUAUUUAUUUUUAAGUUGAUAUUUUCCCAUGUGUAUAUAACUGUGUGUAUAUAAAAUGCAAUAUAUUCUUAAUUCUUAAAUCAUCUGUAUAAAUGAUAUUUUAUUGAAAGUAUUAUGAAUAUUAAUUUAAUUUUAGUUCUAUAUACACCAUUAUAUGCACCCUUUUUAUUCCAAUUCAAAAUGUUUCUUUUACAUAACUAUUGUACCAUAUUGAUGGUUUUAUUUUUUCCUGUUAUUUUUUAAUAUUUCUAUCUAUUCCAUUGUUUUGUUUUUAAUUAUUGACACUUUUUGUAUAGGGAGAAUACUUUAAAUUAACUCACAAUUUUAAGCAAGUUUUGUUCUAUCGUAGCAUUUUUUAAUAUUCACAUAAUAUUCCAAAACACAA